AUGGCGUCCCAGGUACCAGCUUUACUACGAUUCCUAUCCCAAGAUGCCAAGAUACCUCUCGCAGCUGCUAUGGGUAAGAUUAUGGAGCUUCAGAAAGCCGGCCUCACAUCUCCUGAGCAAAUCUCCAAGUCAGAAAUCAAGACUAUCCAAGAGAUCUUCAAAAACGAUAAGUUGGCGAAGCGGGUGUGGAACGCAGCGAAGAGAGUUUCCAGGAAGCGCGAAGCUUCAACUGGGAGCACAGAAUCUCCUCGAAAAAAGUCAAGAGGCUCUGAUCAGAGAGAUGAUACCACCCCUUUUGACAUAGAAUGUGCACUCUCUCUUCCGACCACCUCUGUGACCGAAGACGAAUUGUCAAAGGUUGUCCUACUGACGAAUAGAGCACCUCUCGUGCUGGCUUUUGCCGUCUGUGUGCUGAAGCAUACUAUGCCAGAGCAGCCAAUCUCUAGCAGACUUAGCCUCGCUCAGGCAGUUGUUAGCGCUAAUAGUCGCUCAAAAGCUGCCAGUCUGGGUAUUGACAGUGAGAACUCCGCUGACCAGGAAGGCUGGGGAGAAGGACAACCUGUUGUCAAAGUCCUUGGAAGAGAAGUCAAGGUUCUUAAAAGGUGGGACUAUAAUCCCAGGGAGGGUAAGUCUGUGGGUGUAGCUGGUUCAGAACAAGAUGAAGAUAUCUACCACGUGGCCAAUGAUAUCCAAGGCCAGGAUGUUUCGAAUUCAGAUAACUCAAACGGCAUGCCACCGUUAUGGGGGAUCGAUCUCGAGGCACUGCGAAGCGCACAUCGUGGGAACUCGACUGGGGCCUCCAACGCAAAUGAAGCACUUCCAAUUUUCACACCAGGUGCUGCGCGGUCAUAUUUACUUAAGUCAUUUACAGAAAUACCAAAGGAUACUAAUCCAACACCAGAGAAACCGAACCGGAAGCGUCCCUCUCAAACAGACGCCGAGAAAGAGACAUGUUUGAAAAAUCUACUGCGGUCCAUUGACCUGGUAUGUCGGUCUUGGGCUCCGUUUCUCAGCAAAGAGGAGUUGGAUCGACGAGCAUGGACCUGGUACACACACGUCAGGCCUGCUGUCCAAAGUGGAGUAGCAGGCUGGGGAGAGAAAGGUCGGGUGAAGUUAUCUGACAUUCUCGCUUUGAGGAGACAGCCAUGA
Aspergillus bombycis is the source of this 1149-nucleotide messenger RNA. RefSeq lists its product as uncharacterized. Lineage: Eukaryota; Fungi; Ascomycota; Eurotiomycetes; Eurotiales; Aspergillaceae. The transcript is spliced from 2 exons. Bases 1 to 1149 code for a protein of 382 amino acids. The record is from RefSeq and is a predicted model, not a curated record.